AAUUCAGAAAUGUAGGGAGGGAGUGGCUGGCUCUUUUGUUUUGUUAUUUGGUGUUAUUCAUAGAUAAAUAAUAUUAUUCGCAAUACAUAUUAUCCAAUUAUUGAAGUAGAAAUCAAUACACAGACAGACCAACUUUAAUCAAACGGAAGAACAAAAAUGGAAGUAAAACAAGAAGUUGGUGAGGAGACUUAUAAAAUUGAUAAUGACGUGAAUGAUACCCUUCUGGAUAAUUUUAAAAUUGAAAUUAAGGAAGAACCGAAAAGUGAAACUACACAUGAUACAUUUGAUAACGUAAAUUUGAUGAAAAUUCCCAUAAAAAUUGAAAUAGGACAAGAUGAACAUAAACCUAUGUCAUCGGAACAAAGCCAAAUAAAGGAAGAAGGCUUUCCCCAAGAGGAGAACACAUUGAAAAGUAUGAAAACACUACACGCACAUACAAGUAAUAAAGAACAACAUAUGAGUCAACAGGUUAAAAAAAAUACAUUAAAAUGUGAAAUUUGUGUUAAACAGUUUGCUUGGAAAAAAAAUCUCAAAGAACAUAUGACAAUUCACACUGGAGUAAAACCUUAUAAGUGUGAAAUUUGUUUGAAGCAGUUUAUUCGUCCGUACGCUUUGAAAACUCAUUUGAGACUGCACACCGGAGAAAAACCAUACAAGUGCGAAAUUUGUUCGAAGCAGUUCAGUUUUAAAAAUUCUUUUGGUCAUCACAUGAAAGUUCACACCGAGAAAAACCUUACAGGUGUGAAAGCUGUUUCAAGCAGUUUGCUACUGAAAUGUAUUUAAAACAACAUAUAAAAAUUCACACUGGAGAAAAACCUUACACAUGUGAAAUUUGUUUUAAGCAGUUUGCUAGGAAAAGACAUUUCAAAGAUCAUAUGAGAAUUCACACUGGAGAAAAACCUUAUAACUGUGAAAUUUGUUUGAAGCAGUUUACUCGUCCGUACUUUUUAAAAACUCAUUUGAGACUGCACACUGGUGAAAAACCAUACAAGUGCGAAAUUUGUUUGAAGCAGUUCCGUCUUAAAAAUUCUUUUGAUUAUCACAUGGAAGUUCACACUGGACAAAAACCUUACAAGUGUGAAAUUUGUUUUAAAGAGUUUACUACAAAAAUGUGUUUAAACCAACAUAUGAAAAUUCACACUGGAGAAAAACCACACAAGUGCGAAAUUUGUUUGAAGCAGUUCACUUUUAAAAACUCUUUAAAUUAUCACAUGAGAGUUCAUACUGGAGAAAAAUUUUACAGGUGUGAAAUUUGUUUGAAUCAGUUUGCUACUAAAAUGUAUUUAAAACAACAUAUGAAAAUUCACACUGGAGAAAAACCUUACACAUGUGAAAUUUGUUGUAAGCAGUUUACUAGUUCAAGAAAUUUAAAAACACAUUCAAGAUUUCACACUGGAGAAAAACCUUACACAUGUGAAAUUUGUUUUAAGCCAUUUGCUAGUGCAAGUAAUUUAAACACACAUUCAAAAUAUCACACUGGAGAAAAACCUCACAAGUGUGAAAUUUGUUAUAAGCAGUUUACCCAAAAAAGUAUAUUAUAUAGACAUAUGCGUGUGCACACUGGAGAAAAACCUUACAAGUGCGAAAUUUGUUUUAAGCAGUUUACUCUAGCAAGCACUUUAAAAGAUCAUUUGAGAUUGCACACUGGUGAAAAACCGUACGAGUGCGAAAUAUGUUUUAAGCAGUUUCCUCGAGAGUACGAUUUGAAAUGUCAUUUGAGAGUCCACACUGGAGAAAAACCUUACGCUUGUGAAAUUUGUUUUAAACAGUUUAGCCAAGCAGGUUCUUUGAAAUCACAUUUGAGGUUGCAUACUGGAGAAAAAUCCUAGAUUGGCACAUUUUUAUUAAUUUGUUGUUAUUAAAAAGAUAAAAAAAACUGCAAAGAUAUUUGUUUUGAAAGGUUUUAAGAUUGUUAAAUGUGCUGUGCAGUUUUUUAGACUCCAUGUGUUUGGAAAAAACAUUUGAGAAUCGACAAUGGAAAUAAGCCGUUAAAAUGUUUAUAAAAGAUCGCCAUCGAGUAUUCACCCGAAAUUUUUGUACAUAUCAAUUAAAAAAUUGUUCAUGAAAAGGCUUUCCCCAAGAGAAGAACACAUUGGAAAGUAUGAAAACAAUACCCGCACAUACAAGUAAUAAACAAUACCCGCACAUACAACAGGUUAAAAAAAAUACAUUAAAAUGUGAAAUUUGUGUUAAACAGUUUGCUUGGAAAAAAAAUCUCAAAGAACAUAUUAGAAUUCACACUGGAGUAAAACCUUAUAAGUGUGAAAUUUGUUUCAAGGAGUUUAUUCGUCCGUGCGCUUUGAAAGCUCAUUUGAGACUGCACACUGGAGAAAAACCAUACAAGUGCGAAAUUUGUUUGAAGCAGUUCCAUCUUAAAAAUUCUUUUGAUUAUCACAUGAAAGUUCACAGUGGACAAAAACCUUACAAGUGUGAAAUUUGUUUUAAAGAGUUAACUACUAAAAUGUGUUUAAACCGUCACAUGAAAGUUCACACCGGAGAAAAACCUUACAGGUGUGAAAGCUGUUUCAAGCAGUUUGCCACUGAAAUGUAUUUAAAACGACAUAUGAAAAUUCACACUGGAGAAAAACCUUACACAUGUGAAAUUUGUUUUAAGCAGUUUGCUAGGAAAAGACAUUUACUCAAAGAUCAUAUGAGAAUUCACACUGGAGAAAAACCUUACAAGUGUGAUGUUUGUUUGAAGCAGUUUAUUCGUCCGUACGCUUUGAAAAUUCAUUUGAGACUGCACACUGGAGAAAAACCAUAUAAGUGCGAAAUUUGUUUGAAGCAGUUCCGUCUUAAACUUUCUUUUGAUUAUCACAUGGAAGUUCACACCGGACAAAAACCUUACAAGUGCGAAAUUUGUUUUAAGCAGUUUCCUCGAGAGUAUGCUUUGAAAUGUCAUUUGAGAGUCCACACUGGAGAAAAGCCUUACGCUUGUAAAAUUUGUUUUAAACAGUUUAGCCAAGCAGGUUCUUUGAAAUCACAUUUGAGGUUGCAUACUGGAGAAAAAUCUUAGAUAGACACAUUUUUAAUAACUCGUUGUUGAGCAGUUUUAUUAAAAAGAUAAAAAACUGCGAAGAUACUUGUUUUGAAAGGUUUUAAGAUUGUUAAAUGUGCUGUGCAGUUUUUUAGACUCCAUGUGUUGGGAGAAAAUUUUUGAGAAUCGAUAAUGGAAAUAAGCCGUUGAAGUAUUUAUAAAAGAACGCCAUCGAGUAUUUAACCGAAAUUUUUGUAUAUAUAAAUUGAAAAAUUGUUCAUAAAAAGUUAAAUUUGUAUUAU
Messenger RNA from Diabrotica balteata, 3279 nucleotides. NCBI's taxonomy places the organism in Eukaryota, Metazoa, Arthropoda, Insecta, Coleoptera, Chrysomelidae. The record is from the annotation of a GenBank genome assembly.